CGGGGGAGGGGCGGGCCGGCGCUCGGCGGCGGGUCCCCCGCUACCUGUGUGGCCCUCGACCUGGCUCGGACCCCCAGGCGGGCUCCGGGGCGCUUUGCGAGGCUGUGGAGGAAAGCUGUGAAAGGAGUGAGUGUGAGGCUCUGCCCUCGCCGCCUGUGCACGGCGGGGGUCGCGCCGCUCCUCGUUUCUUUAAUUCCCGGCAGACGGCGAACGGGCCGGCGUUGCGGGGCAGGUGCGGAGUUGUGGAUGGAGACGCGCCGGGGCAGAGACUAUGUGAUCGCGUCGGUGUCUGGGUAGAGGACUUCGCUUCGGGGAGGGAAGAGGAGGGAUCGGCGCGCUCCUCCGCGGCGGCGACUCGGCAGGCGGAGUUUCGCGGCUGCCGCACCAAGGUUGCGCCAGCCCGCCGAGAGGUCGCUCCAACCAGCCUCGGCGGCCGCGCGAGCCCCAGUGUCCAAGCCGGCCGGGGCGAGGGGAGAGCGAGCGCGGCGCCGCGCCGGGCGGCGUCCAGGCGGCAUGGAGAAGGACGGCCUGAGCCGCGCCGACCAGCAGUACGAAUGCGUGGCGGAGAUCGGGGAGGGCGCUUAUGGGAAGGUGUUCAAGGCCCGUGACCUGAAGAACGGAGGCCGGUUCGUGGCUCUGAAGCGCGUGCGGGUGCAGACCGGCGAGGAGGGCAUGCCGCUCUCCACUAUCCGCGAGGUGGCGGUGCUGAGGCACCUGGAGACCUUCGAGCACCCCAACGUGGUCAGGUUGUUUGAUGUGUGCACAGUGUCUCGGACAGAUAGAGAGACAAAACUAACACUAGUGUUCGAACAUGUUGAUCAAGACCUGACCACUUACUUGGACAAAGUUCCCGAGCCUGGAGUGCCCACGGAAACCAUAAAGGAUAUGAUGUUUCAGCUUCUUCGAGGUCUGGACUUCCUUCAUUCUCACCGAGUGGUGCAUCGUGAUCUAAAACCACAGAACAUUCUGGUGACCAGCAGUGGACAAAUAAAGCUGGCUGACUUUGGCCUUGCCCGCAUCUAUAGUUUUCAGAUGGCUCUUACUUCAGUGGUUGUCACACUGUGGUACCGCGCUCCCGAAGUCUUGCUGCAGUCCAGCUACGCCACCCCCGUGGAUCUCUGGAGUGUCGGCUGCAUAUUUGCAGAAAUGUUUCGUAGAAAGCCUCUUUUUCGUGGAAGUUCAGAUGUGGAUCAACUAGGAAAAAUCUUGGAUGUAAUUGGACUCCCAGGAGAAGAGGACUGGCCUAGAGAUGUGGCCCUUCCCAGGCAGGCUUUUCAUUCCAAACCUGCCCAGCCCAUUGAGAAGUUUGUAACAGAUAUUGACGAGCUAGGCAAAGACCUACUUCUGAAGUGCUUGACAUUUAAUCCAGCCAAGAGAAUAUCCGCCUACAGUGCCCUGUCUCACCCGUACUUCCAAGACCUGGAGAGGUGCAAGGAGAACCUGGAUUCCCCCCUGCCACCCAGCCAGAACGCCUCAGAGCUGAACACAGCCUGAGGUCUCCGGGCUGCCUUGAGCUGGUCAUCUGGAGCCCUUGGGCGGCUGCAGGGUCCCCUGUGCAGGCCCUGCAGAGCUGCUGCGCCUCGCUGGCUAGAGGCUUCCAGCUGCCAUCUUUGCACGGGCUCUGCUUCUCCAAGGAAACCGCCUCGUUUACUGUUUUGAAAUCAAUGCAAGAGUGAUUGCAGCUUUAUGUUCCUUCGUUUGUUUGUUUGUCUGUUUGUUUCAAGAACCUGGAAAAAUUCCAGAAGAAGAGAAGCUGCUGACCAAUUGUGCUGCCAUUUCAUUUUUCUAACCUUGAAUGCUGCCAGUGUAAAGUGGGUAAUCCAGGCACAGCUGAGUUAUGAUGUAAUCUCCCUGCAGCUGCCGGGCCUGAUUUGGUACUUGGGAGUGUGUGAGUGUGUGUGGUGUGUGUGUGUGUGUGUGUAUGUGCGGUGAGGGAGAUUCUCUGAUCUCUUAAAGUGUUACUUUUUGUAAAUAACGAGAAGAAUUGAAUUUUAAAGACCCACAGUGACCCUAAAUAACAGGCGCUUGUUCACUAAGCGUGCUGUGCUCAAGUGAGAAAGUUGAAUCUAUGUCCUCAGCAUUUCGUUUCUGGUCAGAAACAGUAAAUUUGCUAGCAAUAAAAGAUGGAAGUUUCAGACACAACAAAAAGGAAAACAUUCUAAUAUCUUUUAAGAGACCUCUUUUUUAAAGCAUGCAUCCUAUUUGCUCUUCUCACAGCUGAAUAUACUUGUUUGAAGUCUGUUUGAACCUUCUGUAUAGUGUGUUGCUUUGGGAAAAUACCUGUAAGCUUUUUGUGACUCGCUAUAGAUUUAGGGAGUGUACCUCAAGUAGGUUAAAAAUCACAAAUAGAGAUAGCUUUUAUUUUCUGGUUUGAAAUGUCAUUAUUUCCUUCUUGGUUUUUUUGUUAUUUUGUUUGUGUUAAGCAUUUUUUUCAGAAACUGUUUCCUGUCUCGGUUUGGAGAGUUGGUCUCUCUGGCUAAAGACAGGAAAGGCAUUUAAAUUGUCUUUACUAUUACACUGUACUUUUUACCACGCACUGCCUGGUUUGCAAAGUGCCUAUCUUUCUGUCCGCUGGCUCCUCUGAUAAACACUGCUACAAUUACAUAACUAACAACAGAUUGUUGAAGCUGUUCCACACACCACCUGCUUACUUUCUUCCAGUGAAGAUUUCUCUAAUACUGAGUUUCAGGUGAUGAUUUAUGAUCUCAGUUCUGCAGUCCUACCAGUGUCCCGUUUAUCCCCUCCUAACACAGUCCUCCUAGUUCGUAUUCACUGAUGCUCCCUAGGCGACGUGCAGGGUACCCGCUCCUCUGUCCUACUGGCACACCGAUCACUGUACUGUUUCCGAGUUUUCAGUUUUUAUGGACUACAUUGUCAGAGUAGUAUCUGAGGGGGUGUCCUUAACUCUCUUUUAAAGAUGACCUGUUUACUUUCUGAAGGGACCCUUCUCUGCUUGGAGGUUGUUUCAGAUGCUUUGGGCUCGCUCCUGUCCUCUGCAGCGCCAGCCUGACCUGGGCACUGUAGACAGCUUCACCAUUUCUCUGGCAAUCUUCUCUUCGGUCCUUUAUAUUCCGUACCGUCUCUGCCUUACCCAUGGUUUACUGAUGAGCUGGCUCUGGGAACUAGAAGACACAGAAAGUAUCUUUUGGGGACAUUUGACUGCCUGUGAUUUCUGUCUCAGGUUUUGAAUGCCUGUGGGAAACAGCUAGAUGAUACUAGAGAGGAUUUUCAAAGAAUGGCUGGUGCUUUACUCAGCAGAAAGUGUUGUGGGUGAUGACUGUACAUUACCAGUAUUCACUGAAUGCAUCACAGCUUAACAGGACUAUCUUUUUUUAAUGACGAAGAAGAACAAGAAUUUGAAGAAGUGAAUAAUGUAGAUGUUUCUCCUUUAUGGCUUUGGAAGUUGGGAUCUUUUUCCUUUCUAAAAUACUCAGGAUUGGACCCAGGGAAUACUGAGCUACAUCCCCAGCCCAUCACCACCCCCAUCCUUCUUUUAUAUUUAUUUCAUUUUUAGACAGUCUUCACUUGUGAUCUCAAAUUUGUGAUCCUCCUGUCUCAGCUUCCCAAAUAGCUGGUGUUAUAGGUAUAUGACACCAAAUCUGACAGGAACCAUUCUUUUUUAAAUACAUACACUGCUUGACAUUGUUCCAGUUUAGUAGCUUCAGGAAAAAAGAAUUCUUUCAAAAGCAAGGUAAAAAAAAAAGAAGAGCCCCAAGAAGCGGAGUGUGGUGGCACACACCCGUCGUCCCAAUACUGUGAGAUCACAAGACAGGAGGAUCAGAAGUUUGAGUCCAUCUCAGGCCACUUAGUCACGUAGCAAGACCUUGCCUCAGAAGUUAAAAAUAAUUUUUUUUAAAAGCAUUGGGAAUGUAGCUCAAUAUGAAGGCCCUGGGUUCAGUUCCCCAGUACUGCAAGGAACAGAAAAGUACAGGGAAGGAGCAUAGACUGUUUUAUACUUCAUGUGGCGGCGGUGAUUAUGUGUUGCCACCACUGUAAUAGAAUAGUGAAGCCGGAGUGUGAGGUAAGGUACACGCUGGAAAACAAGCCUUUUCAUUCAUCAAAAGGUUCGGAAUACAGGGACACCCACGCGGCGGCUUAGAAAUUGAAAACUCAGUGUGCUGAUUGAUCAUGACCUUUUUGGCUAGUAGCCACGUGUUCAAGGGAACGUAACUUUGAGUUUGUACGUUUUUAAAAGUUUGCUCAGAAAUUCCCUCAAGAAAAGUGCAGCUGUUCUAAACUGGAAUUUUUCAGCCUCCUUAGAAUUGAGUUCAACUUUCAUUUCUAGCAUCUGCUUUGGACCUAUCUCUAGUCAGCGCUUGUAAAGAAUUAAAGCACAAAUGUUCUGGCACUAGCUGCUUGGCACAGUACGCUCUGAUGACACUGAGGAAAGGGCCUCUCACCUCUGAACUUUGUCUUGCCCCAGUUCGCCCCAGAGGUGUUGCCCUUGAGUGCUUACUGUCUUCAUGUGUGUCUUCAACGCCCACGCUAAGGAUGUCUGAAGUCCGGAUCCCACCAAGCAGUCUUACCUUUCUUUAGGACACUGCAAAGUACAGACUUGGUGAAUCCGGCCUACUCCGUGGCAUAUGCUUUCGUGUAUCUUUGCCCAAAGCCAGGUAGUGUUUAACUGUCAGGGUCAUACUGCCCUGGGGCUCAAUUGAAGCAGCUUACUGCAAGCAGAGUCUCAGGACAGAUUUGAAAGCACAUUUGAAUUAUUCUAGGACUAGUGCAAGAAUGCCUGACAGCUUCUCUUUGCGGUUUGGUUCUGGUGGUCAGGGAUUGUGACUGUCGUGUAGUGUGUUUCAGCAACCUUGAUAGAAAAAGCAAAGUAAACCUGUUCUUUUAGUUUAUCAUAAGCUGUCGCAUGACAAAGGCUGAUACUGACCUUCAGAACAAUUCCUGAGAGCUUGUAAGAAGCCAGUGAGUGGGAGCCUCCUACUCUGUCCCUCUUUCAAAAGUACAGGGGGUCAGGGAGCAGAGCAUCUGCUCGAAAUAACACUUGGGGCCAUUUCAGCCCCUGCAGUUCUCAUGGUUUUCUCCCAGGAAGGGCACCGUGAAUGGUAGAUUUUUCAUUUAGCCCCAGGUGGCUUACUAAAAAUAGUUCAAAGUUAUUCACCUAAGAAUACAGUCUCAGCAUGUUAGCUUUAAGGAAGAAUGAGAACGUCAGAAAGUACAGCAUAUCGAUAGCCUCAAACGUUCCUUUGAAUAGAAAAAUGUACACUUUAACUCUGGAAUGUGGUACUACCCAUCUUUGAUAAUCAACAGUACCAGACAUUUUGAACUUCAAAUUAUGUAUGAGUGUUUAAAUUGAUGAUUAUGUAACUGUAGCUGCUUCUUUUAAAAGGUGCCUAUUCACUAAUAGCAAUACUCAUUCUACUUUGGAAAUUCAAUCCUGUCCACUUCCUAAUAUCAUAGACGUAUUAAAAUUCUUCUAUCCAAAGAACUUCUUUUAAGUGAAAACUUGACUAUUUUUAUGAUAAGCACAUGAGAGUAUCUCACAUUUUAUUUUCCAGCGUGCUUUUGUUGUAUACCUGGGUCUAGGAAAGGAUAAUGUUAAAAGUCAAUAUGCCACCAGAAUUCAUGUAUAUAUUCGUAGAAUUUAAAAAACGCAUGUUUGACAUUCUAACGUUAAAAAUAAAGAUGUUGCAUGAUUCUAAA
Messenger RNA from Chinchilla lanigera (long-tailed chinchilla), 5655 nucleotides. It is a transcript of the gene Cdk6, whose product is annotated as cyclin-dependent kinase 6. The record is from RefSeq and is a predicted model, not a curated record. Gene Ontology annotation, biological process: signal transduction; cell dedifferentiation; regulation of G2/M transition of mitotic cell cycle. Gene Ontology annotation, cellular component: cyclin-dependent protein kinase holoenzyme complex; cytoplasm; nucleus. Gene Ontology annotation, molecular function: cyclin-dependent protein serine/threonine kinase activity; ATP binding; cyclin binding. Lineage: Eukaryota; Metazoa; Chordata; Mammalia; Rodentia; Chinchillidae.